CUGCCAGCCUUGGGCAGGGUGGGGGGGGGUUGACUGCAGUCGGGCCCGGCUGCCAGCAGGGGCACUGCUCUGUGCUGCGCUCUGCCAGCUCCGCCCAAGGCCUCCCAGGCCUGGCCCCCACCUCCCGGUCCAGGCAUGGAGGGCGCUGCGCGGGUCCUGGUGCAUCUGUCCCGGGGUGGUGCCCGGCCCCAACGGGCCGCCUUCCUACAGAGCGUCACUGGGCACUUUUGUGCCCCGCACGAAGACACGGCCCUGGUCAGUGCCGGGCUGGACUGCGGCCGCCUCGUCCUCGCUGACCACAGCUUCCCGGGCUCCACCAGCGUCCUCCUGCAGCGCCCACCCUUCUGCCCCAUGAAGCUCCUGGCCGAGCCACAGACGGCCACGCUGCCCGCUGAGCUGCGGGGCCGUGGUGUGGAUGUGGGGGUAGCCGUGCUGCUGCAGACUAGCGACAGGCGGGUCCUGCUGACACGGAGGGCGCCUGGCCUCAGCAUCUUCCCCAACAUCUGGGUCCCGCCAGGUGGGCACGUGGAGCCAGACGAACAGGCUCUGGUGGGACUAUCUCAGACCAUGAUCUUUGCCUGUUUGUGGUCUCGGGUGCAGCUGCUGGAAGUGGGACUACGCGAGCUGCAGGAGGAGACAGGCUUGCGGCUGGAGCCGGGUGCAGUGUCCUGGAGGAUGCUGGGCCUGUGGGAGGUAACACUGGAGCAGGGGUGGUGGGUGUCGGGCUCAAAAGGGACCUACAAACCGGGGCUGUCUCAGCCAGCACCAGGCACACCGUGGGGGGCCUGCCUCUCCCUGGCUGAGCCGAGCCGAGCCACAGGCAGCAGCCCUGUGCAGGUCCCGGCUGCCUCCCGCUCCCACACUCCAUCCCCGCAGUCCGUGUUCCCGCCUCGGCUGAGCCGGGGGCUGCCUUGCCGCCACCACAUCGUAGCCUACUUGCUGCUGCUGGCCAAGGAGACCCAUCAGCAGCUGGAGGCAAGGAUGCAGCCUGAUGAGAGCGAGGUAAGCGCCUAUGCCUGGCUGGAGCCCCCAGUCCUGGAGUCCAUCGUGGCAGCUGGGGAUGUGGCAGAGAGCUUGGGGCAGGUGCCCAGCCACCUCCCAGCUACUGUCAGGGUGACGGAGCUGAGUGGGGGCCAGGCGCAGGCCACGGAGCUGCCAACUGCCACGCUGCUGAACACAGCGCCAGCCCACGGCGAGGAUGUGGAGCGGGUCAGCACUGGCACCAAGUUCGCCCUGCAGCUAUGGCUGGACACCACAGCUAAGUAGCAAAGCCCUAGGUCCUCGUCCUCCUAGGGCUGAAGUCACGGCCUCAGCAAGGGGUUUGAGAGGAGCAUGGGCCCUGCUGGAGCCUGCGGGCUGGGCCACAGCAGGACCACUGCUGACUGCAGGGCAAAGCCCCCGCUGCACCCUAACGUAGAGAAUAAAGAUGCUGCCUCCUACACCAGUGAGUCUGUGUCCUGGGGCAGCAAGAAGGGGGUCUCCAGCAGACAAGCCGAGGUUUACCGCGGCUCUGACAGGAACGAAAGAACUUUGCCAAAGUCAGGUGAUUACCUCGGGGCAGUGACGAUGUGACGUAGCCGCCUUCACCUCUGAGCCCCCCUGCACAGGUACCUUGCCUUCAGCAAGGUGUGUAACCAGGAGACAGUGCCCCAAGUCCAAGGCUGGGGGUUCAGAACCUUCUUGCACUCAUGGGUGUUUGUGCCUCAGUUUUUCCAUCUGUAAAAUGGGCAGCACCUGCCCAUUCCCUGGCUAGGAGGUGAUCAACUUUGCUGAAUUCCAAGUGGGAUGCACACAAGGACGGGAGGCUUUUUCCCCCCCCACCCCAGAACUUUAUUUAAAAGGUAGUUUGCAUAUACAGGACUCUUCCGAGUAGAUAAACAGCUGGAUAUCAAACGGACAGAAUAAAUAAGCCACAGAGAGCCGUCUCUUUUCAAA
Molecule: messenger RNA, 1935 nt
Organism: Alligator sinensis (Chinese alligator)
Lineage: Eukaryota; Metazoa; Chordata; Crocodylia; Alligatoridae
Gene: NUDT17
Product: nudix hydrolase 17
Exons: 7
Coding region: 136-1266 (376 amino acids)
Biological process (GO): NAD+ catabolic process; NADP+ catabolic process
Cellular component (GO): cytosol
Molecular function (GO): NADH pyrophosphatase activity
Source: RefSeq, a predicted model, not a curated record